AUGGAUGGCCCAUUAUUAAAAGGAAAAGCCAAUGAUUUUGCGACCAAACUAGGAAUAAAAGACUUCUCAGCUAGUAACGGCUGGUUUCAGGGUUUUAAAAGACGACAUGAUAUAGUUUUUAAGAAAUUAUCCGGAGAAAGUAAAUCUGUGGAUGUAAGUGUAUGCAAUCAGUGGACCAAAGAUCUGCCGAAUCUUUUAAGGGAAUAUGAUCCAGAAGACAUUUACAAUGCAGACGAGACUGGUUUAUUUUUUAAGUGUCUACCAGACAAAACUUUUGCCUUUAAAGAAGAAAAAUGCCACGGAGGAAAACAAAGUAAGAAACGUAUUACUGUUCUUCACUGCGCAAAUAUGACUGGAACGGAUAAAUUGCCUUUACUUGUCAUCGGAAAAUCAAAACGACCUCGAUGUUUUAAAGGUGUAAAAACUCUACCUGCCGAUUAUGAAAACAACUCAAAGGCUUGGAUUAGUGAUGGACGUGAGCGAGAAAUGUAG
Molecule: messenger RNA, 492 nt
Organism: Leptopilina boulardi
Lineage: Eukaryota; Metazoa; Arthropoda; Insecta; Hymenoptera; Figitidae
Product: tigger transposable element-derived protein 4-like
Exons: 2
Coding region: 1-492 (163 amino acids)
Cellular component (GO): nucleus
Molecular function (GO): DNA binding
Source: RefSeq, a predicted model, not a curated record